This is a messenger RNA of Giardia duodenalis, 3579 nucleotides long. Its product is annotated as Non-SMC mitotic condensation complex subunit 1. The coding region runs from base 1 to 3579 and encodes 1192 amino acids. Gene Ontology annotation, molecular function: histone binding. NCBI's taxonomy places the organism in Eukaryota, Fornicata, Diplomonadida, Hexamitidae. The record is from RefSeq and is a predicted model, not a curated record. The transcript has a single exon. Gene Ontology annotation, biological process: meiotic chromosome condensation; mitotic chromosome condensation. Gene Ontology annotation, cellular component: condensed chromosome, centromeric region.
AUGCAGAGCCUCGCAGACCUUCUGCCAAAUGGACCCGUCCUCACGAUUGAGGAUGGUAAAGUAAUAUAUAAUGGAAGGAGCACGUUGCUAGAGGAUGCGGCAACCACACUUCUUCAUGACCUUGAAAAAGCACCUCUUGGAUUCUUGCUCCUUGAAAACCGAAGCUUUUCAUCUAUGGUCCUUAGCUUUGCACAUCUUCACCAGCCAUUUGCUCAGUCGCUACUCGCUACAGUAUUUGCUCUGCUUUCAGCAGACAUAGUAGACUCUAUGGUCACGACUACCAGUCUGUCACACGAACAGGCAACGGCGAUAACCAUCAACACCAUCUCAUGUUUGUGUUGUACCAUCGCCCAUCAUUUUGACUUGUCAGAGACGGCCCUUGAUCUCUUGAGGGCUCUCGACAGAUUUGAUGGGCACCUAUCCUAUCCACCCAACUUUGUUGCAUCCUUGUUCCGUAUGGGAAUGGCAGAUGCAUGCAGAUCUGGCAUGAAGCAUCAAGAUAAGUUUAUUCGGCAGACAGGCGGGGAUCUAGUGGUGGAGGCUCUACACACGUCUCUUCAGCGGAGCACGUCCAACGAGUAUGUUGCUCAGUUAUACCAUCUACUCGCAGAAGCCACUCUGAGUACCAUCACAAGAGAAGCGAGCCCUUAUCUUUCGCCUAGCCGUGGAAGUUAUGUUUGUGAUUGUCUUAUCGUGCUUCCUGUAGCCGAAUUCAACGCCUUACUCCAGGCGAUCAUUGAUAUCGUGGGUAGCCAACAAAACGAGCUGCUAGAAGGUGGCCUGGCAUCGCUACUCGAGGCACUCGAUCGCCAAGAGGCUAGCUACUUCAACUCCACCACCGAAGCUGUUCUUUCAGAACUGACAUUCCACGCUUCCUACAAGGUGCGUGCCGGUGCAUUGCGUGGUUUGUUCUUCUCUCCUGUGGCUCUUCUUGUCAUGUCUGCAGAAAGGGUGUGUGAUGUCAGCAACGGCGUAAGGUCGGCAGCCUGUGAAUGCAUGACGCUGGGUGCCCUAAAGAUAAUUACAGAUGAUACUGCGGAGCACUCCACCUUAGCAGUAUCCGCACUUCAAAGCUCUGGCCAUAAGAAGGUACGCACCCCACACAACUGGUAUGUCAAGGCAGCCCGAACGCUGGCUUGCAUGCUUAUGGAUAAUACAACACUAGUGAGAAAGGCCGCCUGCAAGGGGCUGGUGUCUCUCCUACAGCACAAUCCUUGGGGUCCAAGCAUUAAUUCUCAUGAGCUGAAGAUUCUCUAUAAUAUUGUAUGCAAGAAGUAUGAUAGACAUCUCUCCUUCUCCUAUGAAGACAAGAUUGAUCUUGCCGUCAGUCUUGCAAUAAGCGUGCUCAACGAAUCAGAAAAUACGGAAGUGACAGAUCGUAACAACGCGCGCAAGCAAGUAGAUAUCGUUGUAUCUGCGCUGCGCUUCGCCCAAAUCUAUGAGGAGUGCCUUCGCCUCAUCCGAUCCCAUUUGGUUUCUACGCAACUCUCUGACUCUGAAGUCUUUAUACUCAUAGAAGCAUGUCUUGAAUUCAAAGUUUAUGGGUCUCUAGAGGCGUGUUGUGAUCUCAUAGCAUUAGCAUCUGCGUCAGGAACCUCGACCGAAGCCUUAGAUAGCCGCGUAUUAACAUCUGUCUUUAGAGUUCUCUUUGAAAACGGGAUAUACAAGUCUGAGGAUAUAGAGGGUAAUACAACCAAGCCUCUAGAGGGCUCCGACCAAUCAUUCGUCAAUGAAUUUGUCAACCGCAUCAUCUUUUUCUAUAGUACUAUCGCAAAUACAUACCCUGCUGAGGCUCAUUUACGACACGACCAGCUCGACCGAACUAUCACAGUGCUUCUUGGUGCCAUUGCCAAAAAUACAGCUAAGCUGACUGUCCCCUCAGCUCUUCAGGACUUAUUGGAUUUCUCACGUGUGACAAUCACAAGGCGCAACAUGAUUGAGAAGCUCCUAACCGGGGUGCUAAGCGAGGUGGACAUUGUUAAAUAUGUUUCGGUGCGCCUUUUGAACAUGUUCACAUCAAUUUACAACCGUUUUUUAGUGAUUUCAUCGGAGACAGUGAUCCGCAUAAUGACGAUCUUUGUCGGAGCACUGCUUUCAUCCAAAAACACAUUAUUUCUAAAGGAAAUGGGCAUCCUCUGUUAUACUCUCCUCUCUGCGGCCUUUUCUGGCAAUAUUUUAGAACCAAUCCUCGUGACAGUGCAGAGUCACGGAGAAAACAUGAAGAAUUCGUUUCUUCAUCUGCUGCAAUCUGUGCACAACUAUAUAGGAAACAACCCCUUCUUAUGCUUUUCGGAAUUUGUUGGAAUCUUGGGUCUUGGAGGAAAAGUGUACAUUGACAAUCUCUCUGGCAUGUUAAUGGCGACAAACACUGUGGCCCACCUCAUUGGAUACACGUCCCUCUACGCAGAGCUGUCUGGUCUUCUCUUUAAUGAGUACAUUCAUAUGCUUGGGAACGAGACUGCAAAGAACACUCUACUCAAUAGCGGGUCAAUAUUUAUGACAGGCCCUAACGUUCCACAUAGCUGCGACGAUAUCAUGGAAGAGUUCUCAGAGCUAUAUGUGGCAGCUGACGUAGCUCUUAACGCGCUAUCUACCAUGUGCGACUCUUAUGACACUGGAGAGAUAGAGGUGGCUAGUGGAGCUGUGUUUUAUAGUCUUAUACUGAAUAUAGGGAAAUUCUGCGCGACGCUACCAUUAAACUUCAAAAUAAAAGAUCCAAAGACAGGAAACCGUCGGUACUUCAUAGAAGCAGCGCUUCUUCUUUUUGUUAAGGCUAUGAAGUUGCCGCGAGAGCACACCAACCAGUCAAAUCCGGCACAGUUUGCAGCAUACAAGUCUCUGAUUUCAUGCGUGAUGACUAACUCAUCUGUUUUUACCACAAAGUUUGCACUGGAGCAGCUCUUCUACCCAUUACUGCAGAACGACUGGCCAGAAUUUCAAGCCACGGGGCUACUACAUCUUACGCAGCUAAUUUCGGCCGAUUAUCUGAAACCAGAGACACACAUACUAUGCGCACUUAAGUUACUAAGCAAUGAUAAUGAUAACGUGUCUUCCAUAGCAGGUAUUCUUUUUGAUACCAUCGCCAAAAAGCAGCCCAACCCCCUCCGUAGCCACAUUUCUGAACUCAUAUCAUCCUUAUUGACAAGCAUGGAGUCUGCUACAGAGGAGGAGUACGAGUUCAUGAUCAAGUACCUCAUAGAUAUGGCUGUGGACGCUAGUAUUGUAAUUGCACUUACGAAGAAUAUUAUACACUUUGCUGACAAAUAUCACACUAAUGAACUGGUCAUAAAGCGUAUCCUGUACUGCGUUACCUACCUACACUCUAAGGUAAUUAGCAAGGCCAGCCCUAACAUCGUAGCCGAGUUUCGUUCUGUGGCCAGCCAGCUCAUGGAGUGGGCUGGCCCUAAUUCUCAGAUCUCUUCUCUACUUCCAGAUGACGUAUCUACACUGUCUUGUGUCAAAGCGUCCCGUAGAAUGCCAAGUAGAAGAACCACAGGAAAAACGUCUCGAAGAAGCACCAAGGGCCUGUUAAAUCUUUCAGAUCUGGAAUCUGAUGAUAGUAUCGAGGACGGAUGGUAG